CUUUGCGCCAACUCCGUGGAGGAUGUAGCCGAGUCGGAGGCUGAAGCAGAGGAACCAUUAAUAACAACAACACGAAAUACCCAGGAGUUGGUGUUCCGAUUUGCGCCACGCCGCCUGUAAAGGAUUGCGUGUUUGCAGCGGUACCCGGUCUGCUCGGCGGCUGAACGCGUGCAUUUGCAGGGUUUCGGUUAUUUUAUUAUGGAAGGAGGAGUGUUUGCUGAUCGCCGGAGCAUCUUUGCCACCAGCAGCUACUGUUGCGGGAGGAGAAAUGGGCUCCAUGUAGGCUAGGCCUCGCCAAGGCCGAGCUUUACUCUUGUGCGGUUUUCUAAAGGAUUUAUGGUUCAGCUGAACAACGACACCCGGCCGUUUUAACCCGGAUCUCUCGGAUAACACGGAGCUGCAGUGUCCCGGCAUUUCUGGGCUUGGGGCUGUGCUGUAAACCCAGAAGGACUCGCAGUACCUCGGUGUGCUGCCCGCUUGUAAACAACCUCCCCGCACUCGGGUUCAAUACAAACCUGGCACUGGGUUGCGUGUGGAUGUAAUUCACAGGACAUUGUUGGCGCCGUGUUUUUACAUUGUUGCUUUUUCUUUUUUAUUCACGGCAGUAGGAGAAAGUGUUUUCAUUUUGGGGAGAAAAAAGGAACGGUUCGUCUUGUUUAUGAAUGUGGGACAAAAUGGAGACCAAGACGAUAGUGUACGAUCUGGAUACCUCUGGGGGUCUCAUGGAGCAAAUACAAGCCCUGCUCGCUCCCCCCAAAUCCGAAGACGCCGAAAAGAAGACCCGAAGGCAAGAUAAAGAGGCUCGGAGAAGCGGCAGGGCGACCAAUCACGACACCUGCGACAGCUGUAAGGAGGGAGGGGACCUGCUGUGUUGCGAUCAUUGUCCCGCAGCCUUCCACUUGCAGUGCUGUAACCCUCCCCUGAGUGAGGAAAUGCUGCCCCCCGGAGACUGGAUGUGUCAUCGCUGCAUGGUCCGGAGGAAGAAGCGUGAGCAGAAGAAGCUGGGCCAGGUGAACGGGCUGGUGGACAGGCAGCUGGCGAAGCGCACGGUGUCCCCCACCUCGGAGCUGGAGCUGGGGGGCCUGCGGCUGGAUGGCAGCGGGGGAGGCGCGGGGCUCAAGGCAGCGGUGACGCAGGUGAAGAUCCUUGAGCGCAGGGCCAGCAGCCGCCCCGGCACGCCCACUUCCAUCACCAGCAGCACGGAUACGCCCACCCCUUCGGAGCAGAACGACGAGGACGAGGACCUGCUGGACGUGGAGGAUGAGGCGCCUGGCUCGGAGCCCGACUGUGCCGCCCCUGUCUCCUCCACCCCGCACCUCAAGCGCCCCUUCGAGAUGCUCAUCGCCGCCGCCCUGGAGCGCAACCCCACUCAGUUCCAGCUACCCAGCGACCUCACCUGCACCACAGCACUUCCAGGAACCAGUAAAAGGAGAAGGAAAGAGGAGAUGACGGGGAAGAAUGUGAAGAAAGCACAGCAUGAGCUUGACCACCACGGCCUCGUACCGCUGCCUGUCAAAGUGUGCUUCACAUGCAACAGGAGCUGCAGGGUGGCGCCUCUGAUUCAGUGUGAUUACUGCCCUCUCCUGUUCCACAUGGACUGCCUCGAUCCACCCCUCACUGCCAUGCCAACGGGCAAGUGGAUGUGUCCCAAUCACAUUGAGCACAUCGUGCUCAAUCGGAAGAACAUGACGCUCAGUAAGAGGUGUCAGAUCUUUGACCAGUUCCAGGACCGGAUAUCUCAGCACGCUGUCAAGGUGGACUUCUUACACAAAGUUCAUAGGAAACACCCGCCCAACCGGAGAACAACCCGCCCUCUGAAGAAGAGAACGCUCAAGGUUCCUGAUGCAAUAAAGUCUCAGUACCAGCAUCCACCUCCACUGCUGGCCCCAGCGGGGAUUCGCAAUGGAGAGCUGGUCUGUAAUGGGAUCCCCGAGCCACCACAGAAGCACCUUCCCACGUCCCAGCACUUAGCCAGCGAGGCAGAGCAGCAGGAGUGGCUUCGUUGUGUUGUUGCACUUCAAUGCAGCAUUUUCAGACAUUUAUCUGCUAGGCAGAUGUCGUCGUCGUCGUAUUGGGACUCUGAAAAGGCUGACAUUAAGCCUUGCAUUUCAGGAGACAAAUCAACAGGCAGCUCUUUCCAUGCAGCUGACAGGACAGCCCCUCCCUGCCCGCAGCCUUGUAGCACACCAAUAAGCACCUCCGGGAUGCCGCCGGUCCUCAACUCCUCGGACUCCGCAGAGGGGCGUGGGUGCAGCUCCUGUCCCGAGAAGUCCUGCAGGUCCAAUGCUUGCGGGACGUCGAACGGACCUUUGGAACCGCAAGCGAAAGUGAACGGGCCUCAUUCGUGCGGCGCUGUGGCGGAGGGUUGCAGACAGACUGAUGCUCAUCAGAGACUCCCGGCCCCGCCCAGCCCCACGUGGCUCAGGCCGCAGACCCCCCCUUCCCUUCAGAACCACGUGGCCGGGCCGGUUGUAAAGACUGAGAAUGCGACUGGGCCCAGCGCUUGUGCACAGAGGGGACCCGUCGCUGCCGUAAGCGUGGCUGCCUCUCCUUCCAACUCCUGUGCCAACAUGGAAACGAUCUCCUCCUCCAGCACUAGCAGUGGCGUUAGUUUGCAACUGAGGUCCGUGACUCCACUCUCCACCGGGGGGCAGUCUACAGCACUAACGAGCAGGAGUAUGACAUCACCUGCGGCAGGUACCAGAGCACUCACUCCACCCAGAGUGACAGCAGCACCUCCUGACAGCGCCCUGGCAAAGAGACUGGGCUCACCAGCGCCACCUACAGAUGGUAAAGUAAGUGCAAGCACGCUGUCGAUGGGGAGCAGUUCAUCGUUAUCGGCGUUUUUCAGCUCCAGUUCCUCUGCCAUGACUGACCUCGCCAGCUCAAUGAAAGCUCUGAUAGAGGGAAACGGGGAGAUUGAGUUGAGCAAGCUGGAUGAGAAGUUUAUCAAGCUCCUGGCCUGGCAGCGGAUCCAGCAGCUGUUUCCUCCCAAAGCUCUUCCCCAGCAGCAGAGCUGUGUCAGCCCCCCUCACAGGGCUCCCUCUCCCACCCCAGCACCGCACACUGAAGCACAAAGAAAGGAGGUGCAAGCUCGGGCAGUAUUUUAUCCACUCAUGGGCAAAGGAGGAGCAGUAAAUAUGUGCUAUAGGACGCUGUACAUAGGAACCGGUGCUGACAUGGACGUAUGCCUUGCAGAUUAUGGUCACUGUAACUACGUGUCGGGCAAACACGCCUGUAUAUUUUAUGAUGAGAACACAAAGCAUUACGAGCUUCUCAACUACAGUGAGCACGGAACAACGGUGGACAAUGUCUUGUACUCCUGUGACUUCUCAGAGAAGAGCUCGCCCGCCCCUUCCAGUAGCAUUGUUUUCAAAGUGCAGAAUGUCAUACGGCGGUGCAGGAAGAGGAAACAGGAGGAGGAAUUGCAGCAGCAGAGGGAGGCGGCAGGAGCGGGGCUGGGGGCGGGAGAUGACGAGGGCGAGGGCGUGAUGAGCUGCCAGGCCCAGGGCCCUCACAGGACUCCCUGUAACUGCAAAGCCAGCAGCUCCAGCCUGAUCGGGGGCAGUGGAGCCGGCUGGGAGGGGACAGCGCUGCUGCACCACGGCAGCUACAUCAAACUGGGCUGCCUGCAGUUCAUCUUCAGCAUCACAGAGUUUGCUGGCAAGCAGCCGGUGCAGGAGGAGGCAGCAGCAGCAGCAGACUGGGACGAGAAGCAUUCGCUAAAACUACAUCAAGCGCCAGUGCUGAGGUCCAACUCUGUUCCUUAACUAAGAGAAAAACCAUCUGAUCCAAAUUGGAGAGGAAAAGGACUACACAAGACCAGUUUUUUAAACGUUUGCAUGGAAGUGAAGUACAUCCAAAUUCUUCUUUUAUUAUUAUUUUAUGAGCAAGUUGCACAUAUAGAAUUUAUACAAAAAUACUUUUUU
Messenger RNA from Polyodon spathula (Mississippi paddlefish), 3929 nucleotides. RefSeq names its product PHD finger protein 12b (gene phf12b). The coding region runs from base 663 to 3770 and encodes 1035 amino acids. The transcript is spliced from 15 exons. The record is from RefSeq and is a predicted model, not a curated record. Gene Ontology annotation, biological process: negative regulation of transcription by RNA polymerase II. Gene Ontology annotation, molecular function: transcription corepressor activity; protein binding. Lineage: Eukaryota; Metazoa; Chordata; Actinopteri; Acipenseriformes; Polyodontidae. Gene Ontology annotation, cellular component: nucleus; Sin3-type complex.